UGAGAAUAUCAGUGAGCCACUUCGUGGAGGACUCACGAUCGCGCAGCCUGCUCACCAGUUCCCGGCAAAGGACACAGUCAUGACUGGCAGCGGGGACACUUCAUCCCAGGUGAGAGCAUAGGCUGCACAGCACCUGCAGGGCAUGGGCACGGAGAGCGACAGCAUGCUGCAGCUCGCAGCCGAGGCGUUCCAGUCCAAGAACUUCGACCUGGCCGCGGACAUCUACGAGUGCCAGCUCGCCGGUGUGGGAGAUCCAGGGAGCCGACAGGACCUGAUGGUGAAGCGGGGCGACGCGCUCGCUUUCGGGGGCAAAUUCACCGAAGCUCUCGACUUGUACCGGCAAGCCUCCGAGACCGAGCGACUGAAGCCUGCCCAGCUGACCAACCUCAUCGCGUACCUGUCGGGUAGCAUCCGGAGGCAGGACGCGGGGGGCAGCCGGCGCAGCAGCGGAGGAGGAGGAGGAGGAGAGGAGGAGGCGGCGGCGGAGGCUCCUCCAGCUCCACCGGGGCGUGCAGCGGCUGCCGGGGCUACAGGUGGCGGGCAAGCGGACCUCUCCUGCCGGAUAUGUCUGAGCUUUCUGUUCGAGCCCGUGACUCUGCCGUGCGGACACAGCUUCUGCAAGAAGUGUGUGGAGAGGGAGACGAGGACGAAGGAGCGGCCGGUGGUGUGCAAGGAAUGCGGGGACAGCUCCCCGGCGGAGGGGCACAGCUCCCGGAUGAACGUGAUGCUCAGCAGCCUGCUGGCCAAGUGGCGGCCCAGCCUGCAGCAGGCCGGCCGGCUGAGGCGGGAGGGCAACGGGCUGUACGCAGACAAGAAGAUGGAAGCGGCGCUGGAGAAAUACAACCAAGCCAUCCUGAUAGCACCCAUGGACCACAUACUGUUCAGUAAUCGCUCCCAGAUCAACUCUAGCCUGAAGCACUAUGAAAAGGCUCUGAGAGACGCUGAGACUGCCUGCAGACUCAAGCCUCGCUGGUCCAAGGGUCACGUCCGUAAGGCCCAGGCCCUGGUGUCGCUGGGUCGGGUGGAGGAAGCUCUGAGAGAGUACCUGGAGUGUUUGUCCAUAGAGCCUGACUGCAGACUGGCAAAGAUUGAGGCUCACAAGCUCCUGAGUCAUCUCCUGGCUCCAGUCACAGACCAGGUUCCUGAACACAUCUCCGAAUACUCCAUCAUAGGGUCUUCCAGAGCAUACAUCAAGAGCAGCUUCAGUGCUCCCUUCCAGUCUCUUAGUCCCAGCUUGUUGUCUUCAGAGUCCAGACUCACCUCCACUCCUCCCGCCCUUCUGAUGUCAGGGGGCAGAGUUCCCAGUUUCCUCUUAAAAAGAAAGCGAAGAAGCUCAGAGGAGAAUCUGGAGGUUGAGGAGCGAGGACUAGAGAGGAACGACGAGCACAAGAGAUGUAGAUCUGAGGCGGUCACCGGCUCAUCCAGCUGUGAGGUCUUGGACCCAUCAGAUGUGGAGUGUUCCCUUUGCAUGAGACUGUUCUAUGAGCCUGUGACGACGCCAUGCGGUCACACCUUCUGUCUUCAGUGUCUGAAGCGGUGUCUGGACCACAACCCGAAGUGUCCCCUCUGUAAAGAAGAGCUGUCCGAGUACCUGAUCCAGAGGCAGUACUCUAAGACAGUACUAAUGGAGAACCUAAUAUCGAAGUAUCUUCCCUCCGAGCUCAUGGAAAGACAGAAGAUCCACCAGGAAGAGAUGGCUGAGCUCUCCAACCUUAACAAGAAUGUGCCUAUAUUCGUGUGCACCAUGGCCUUCCCCACUGUGCCGUGCCCUCUCCAUAUCUUCGAGCCUUGCUACAGACUGAUGAUUCGCCGAUGCAUGGAGACGGGAACAAACUGCUUCGGAAUGUGUCUGGCAGACAACGUCAAAGGGUUUGCAGAAUACGGUUGCCUGUUGGAGAUCCGCGACGUGAAGUUCUUCUCUGAUGGUCGCUCAGUGGCAGACACCAUUGGUAGACGGAGAUUCAAAGUCAUUCGGCACAGCGAGAGGGACGGAUACAAUACAGCUGAUAUAGAGUACCUGGAGGAUGUUAAGGUGGAGGGUGUAGCAGAACGAGAGCUGCAGUCUCUACAUGAUGCAGUGUACGACCAGGCCCUGGUGUGGGUCAACUCCCUGAAGGCAGAGCAGAAGGAACGCAUUGAGGGACACUUUGGACCCAUGCCUGAGAAAGACCCCGAACUUCAGGUCGGUCCCAAUGGUCCUUCAUGGUGCUGGUGGUUACUCGCCGUUCUUCCGUUAGAGGGCAGAGCCCAGCUGCCGUUUCUGGCCCUCACUUCUCUGAAAGAUCGUCUCAGCGGGAUCCGCAAGGUGCUGCUCUUCAUGGCCCAGAGCAGGCACCGGUGAUAUGCCCCCCCACCCCCCACCCCGCAGCUGCAGUUGACCUGUUGUUCUUCCUUUUGAUGCACAACAAAAUUGACAAUAGAUGUUGUUGCACCCUUCCUGACGUGAAGCAACUUGUUUCAGAAAGCCACGCUGGAUUUCAUCUACACCUCAGCAGCAAAGAUGAAAUACAUCUAAUGGAACUGACCUCUUCCCAACAUUAACUUCUCAACACAUCGCAGAGUAAACUCAACUAAGGUGAAGACUUAAGCUACAUUCAGACAGGAGAGGAAUUACGUUGGAGAAUCAUCACCUUCUAUUGUAACAUUUGAUGUCAUUUGAUGUCAAUGCUAAUGAAGAUAAGUGUUUGUUUCUGUCCAACCUCCCUCGUUCAGCUCCAAGCUUUGGCGCUGAAAUGUCUUCAUCUGUCCUUGCUCCAGUGUUGCCUUCUGGCCCUCUUCCAUUCUUUUUGUAGUUCUCUGCUCUUCCUGUUGCAUACAUGUUGUGUGUGGAAUGGCACACCAAAAAAAGUCAUAGUGCAUCUUUGCAUUCUUAAAAAAUAGUGUCUAUUCUGUAAAAAAGCGGAGCUGCCUCUCUCAUCGUAGCUUCAAAGCAAAGAUGAAGCAAAGUUCAGAAUCAAAGUGUCUCCAUCCUAUAUCUCUUUAUAUGCACAUGUAAAUUCUAUAAAAGACCAAACUAUGAAUUUGCCUUUUUGUGUAAAUACACUCACCACAGUUGAGUGACCAAUUAUGUUACAAGUGAUUAGAUAAGAUUUUCUUCUUUGAUUUCAAACUAUUUGCUGAUUGAAAUCAAUGUAAACUGGGUGCAGAUAUUUAUAGUGCAUCCUGUAACUUGAACAACUAUUCAUUUUUAACAGUCGUUCGGUCUGCUUCCCUUCCUUUCCUCUUCCAUUUCGGUCUCUGUCUCUUUCAGCUGACAGUGGACUGAACCUUUACAUCGAUAUGCUUCAAGGCUUUUGUUGUUGUGUUUUGUUCAUCCAAUUUUUUUCUUAUUUGUUGGAUUUUUUCCAUUAUUUAUUUUUAUUAUUAUUUAUGCAUGCAGUGACAUUGUUUACAUUUCACGGAGAGAGCUAUUUUUUAACUUAUCAUUUGACCCAAACUUCAGCAAUAGUGACCUGCUAACAGAAACACCCUUCACUCAAUCCAGAAAGGGUAACAACAUGGCUGACACUGACAACUGCACAGGGCACUGUGUAUUUUUAUUGGCCUGUCAUAAUCGGUGCUAUGUUGACUUAAACAUUUUGUAUUCAUUCGCUGUCUGCGGCCUCUUUCUGGCUGAGAUAUUUGUAAAGCCCACAAUGCAGCAAGAAGUCCUGACCGGGACCGGGAUUCCUGACAACUUAAUAUCCCUCAAGAGUAUUUAUUCAGUAUUUAUUCUGACUUAUUUUGCACCACUUUAAGUAAGGGAAUAGAAACAGUGCAGACAGGCUUCUGUGUAUUUAUUUCCUCCAUGGCAGGAGUUGGAAUAUUUCUCUUUUGCAUCUCCUCACAGGACAACAUGACUGCUAACGAUUUGCAUUCAUUAGAGUGUAACCGGUGCUACACUAUUAGUAAAGGCUAGUGCCUUCACUUCACAGAAAAAUGUAGUGUGGAUAUAUUAAACGCCUAAAGUAUAUACAUACCAGGUUCAUUUUACCCUUCACAUUGAAACUAGAUUUUCACAGGAAGGAAAUACUGUAAGUGGACUGAAAAAAAAGCAACAUUUUUGUGAGGAAAAAUGUGUUUAAAAAUAUUGAGGCCUUGCUGAUGUCUGUGGCAUAACUGUUUUUACACAGCAAAUGGAAAAAUGCAGAAGAAUGUUGGGCUUUGUUUUAUACAUUUUUUUGAUUUUAUAUGUUUCUAUGUCAAUCAGGUUCUCUGUAUUUUAUAAUUUUCCUCAUUCACUGGUGUAUUUGCAUCUCCUUAUUUCAUGUGAUUGUACAUGGAGCGACAUGUGAAAGAAUCCAUAUUUAGGAUUUUCUUUUGAAAGGGCCGAAGCCAUGUAAUGAGGAGGAAAAAUACAACAAUCUGUUUAUAUUUACCCACAAUAAUUUGCUGACAGAAUUAAUGCAUUUUAUGAGUUUUUUUACUGCCAUCAAAUGGUGGCUAUGUGGCACAGAAUUAAACAGCAAUACUUUAUAAUGUAAGCUUCCAUUCUAUAUUUCUGUGUAUUGAACAGAGUGGUAAAUGCUGGUAUUUGAAGAGAGAUUUGCACAGAGAAACCCACUCUGUACGAUAUUACGUACAAUGAUGGCCUCAGUAGCAUCGCUGCUAUCAUGAUUCGAUAACCAUUAAGAAAUUAUAAAUUAGCUCAGACUGGGCAGGAAAGGGAAACUAUCAAUAAUCACACCUCAAGUAUAACAGCAUAUCACAUAAAUAAUUCAGAAAAGGAGGAGGAUAUGGUAAGCUAUUACUUUCCAAUUUGUGGCAUGGAAAUAAUUUUAAGUUAGAACGACAGUAUCAAAAUGAGCUACGCCUAACAACUGCUUUGACGCAAAGGAAUAGUUUGACAUUUUGGGAAAUUGGCCUUGUUGCUUUUUAGUCCAAAGCUAGAUGUGGAUAUUAUUUUUAGGUUUUGUGAGGAUCAGUUGUCAUUUGUGAGAUUAGUUUUUGAUGAGUUUGACAAACAAGCUGUAACAUGUUUCUGUUGUUUUGGAGGUGCUGAUCUUUAGAUAGAGCCAAUCUAACAGUUUCCCCUGAUUCCACCCUCAAUGCGAGUUGAAAGCUAACCUGCUGCUAGCCCUAGCUUCAAAUUUAGCAUACAAACAUCAGAGUUGGAUCAAUCCUCUUAGCUCUUGACAAGGUGAAUGAGUGUUUUCUUAAAACUGUCAAACUAUGCUUUCAUUACAUACGUUUGACACUGGCAAACAACAUACUUAGCUUCAUCCGCUGCAACCUUGGGCGACUCCUAAUAGCAGUAACUAUUAAUUUAGCUGCUAUAUUUAUAAUUUUUAUUGUACUCUUUUUGUCACUGCUGAGAUUCCAUAGCCCCGAAUGAUUAAAACAGAUUAGAAGAUGCAACCAAGUUGGACUAUAAAUACAUUGGGAUUUGUCUCUGUGUCACCUACUGAAUCCUUAAAGGUCAGGAUUGAUCUAUAACCUGCUUUUACAGCUUGAUGGUAACAUUACAUUUUGUGUAGCAUUCAAAAUUCCUGAUAACUGUGAUUAGGAAAAGAGCCACUGACAGAAAUGUUUGUCCCGAGCCUUUUUAUUUCUUUACCUACAGUUUGUAUCUCUGACCAUGACAUUGCAGAUGUAGAGGAAGUUUGAUAUUUUUUUACUUUUUUGCCGCCUAGCUAUGCAACAGUUCACAUCUUGACCUUUCAGAAUUCAGCCGGUGACCUUUUGCAGAAGUGUAACUACCUCUGGUACCCUCUUUGAGCACUUACACAUAGAGAGACACAAUAAUUAUGCUUCCUGAUUCUAUUAUUUUCUUGUUUAAUCUGUGUUUGAAAUGAAAUUUCAGAGUCUCGAAAUGUAUAUCAUCACGUGUCCCAUCAGUGCUCCAAAAUGUACUUUUUGUUCAAAUUUGUGCCUGUGUUAAAACGCACCAUCGUAAACACCUCACAUUUGUUAAAGAGAUUAUGUCCCUGGUCAGUUCAGUGAAGAGAUUUCUUUGUGAUGUGCUUGAUGCUGAUCCCAAAUAUUUUACGCGUUUGAAGAAGUGCACAAUUUUUCUUCCCUUCCAAUUUGAACAGCGUCUUAGAAACAGAGUCAAACAGAGUCGGAUCCCUGGCUGAACCGCCGACUUCACAUUCUUGCUCUGCUAUUUGGCCUUAAACACUUCACAUCUUUAAAAACCAAGCGCUUCUCACGUGUUCAAAUAUUUGCACUGACUUCAGUUACUAGAUUGUCUGAAUCUUAACUCCUGUAGAACUCCAUGGCCUCUAAAUGUGUCCGGGUGAAUUCGCACAAGAUGAAUGUAUGUCUCGACAUCGUUCUGAUGUUUUUUUGUACGUGUCUGCUUUUGAUAGUUAGACUUUAGUAUUCAUUAACUUUGCAAAAGUGGAGUCUGAAGCUACGGCUUGUGAAUAAACCAAAAGGAUUGUGUUCAUGAUUCUCUAUUGGAUUAUUGAAUGCACCUGACUGGACUAGAA
Messenger RNA from Limanda limanda (common dab), 6413 nucleotides. RefSeq names its product LON peptidase N-terminal domain and RING finger protein 3-like. Lineage: Eukaryota; Metazoa; Chordata; Actinopteri; Pleuronectiformes; Pleuronectidae. The transcript has 12 exons. Gene Ontology annotation, molecular function: protein binding. The record is from RefSeq and is a predicted model, not a curated record. The coding region runs from base 143 to 2341 and encodes 732 amino acids.